ACAUAAUGUACACACAUAAAUGAAUUCUGCUGAGCUGUAACAGAUAGAUAUCAGUACUGCACUUGACUGAGUAUGAUCGGUGAUGUUGAUAUUCUCGAAGUGGAUUCAAAGAAAAGAUCUCUAAAAUCAGGAACCAUGACUGACAUAAAAAACGCAGAGAUCAUCAGUCCACCAGCCAAGCGAAUGAAGCAAGCUCGGCUUCCAUUCUUAACCCUCACAAAUAAGCCAAAUCUUUCUUCAACUCCAUCACCUCAAAUCACCAAGAAGUCCAAGUUGGCAGAAAAGUCUGGCUCAGGAAAAGCGAAACAUGUCGAUAAAAAUACAACUCCUCUCAAGAAAGCCGACACACUGCAGGGUAAGAAGCCCGGUACGAUGAAGGCACGGAAGAUAGGUUUCAGCAGCAGCGAGGUAGCAGGUAAACCCUGUGCUCCUCCUGAACCAGAGGUCAGUUCCAGCUCGGAGGAUACCAAGCCCUCAGAGAAGGAAUGCGAUUCCACGGUAACCGUGGCAAGCAGUGACUGCACCUCGACUGCUGCAUCUUCCAAAAAGAUCCCCAAGUCUGCAUCCUUGGAUCGGUUUGUGCAAAGUACACAGCAGCCUCAUGUCUCGACCUCGGCCAUCAUCGACCUCACUGAUGCCGAUGAUGAAAUGGAGGAUGAUGAGGACUUUGAACCUCCCAAAUCUGCGACCAAGAAGAGCAAGGCUGAAAAAAGGAAACGAGAGAGUCCUACCCAAAGUCCUUCCGAUACCAGCGCCAAAACCCCCGAAGUACCACAAGAGGAUGAUACAGCCAUUAAUACCAGUGUGUCUUCAAUAUCUUCCCUUGAGGAAGCUUCUUCGGAUGAAGAAAGCUGUAAGGAGGUUGGUAACCAUAGCAACAGUUCUGAGAAGGAUAAGGAAGACAUAUUGAUGGAGGCUGUUGAGAAAGUCUUGAAAGAGGAAGAGGACAAGAAACCACAGGAGGAGUCCCUCAAAAUUCCUGCAACACCUGUUACCCCAUCAAAUGCUCUGAAGCCUAUCAAGCAGACACCAAUGUCUGCCAAGGCGCUACAGAGACUCAAGGAACAAGAAGAAAAGAAGGAGGAAAAGCUGAAGCUCCGUGAGGAUAAGAAGCGCAAAUUGGAGGAGGAAAACGAGAUGAAGAAACGGCAGAAGCUGGAGCAGAAGCAAGCCAAGGAAGAGGAGAAAGAAGCUCAGAGGAAAGAGAAGGCAGAGGAGAAGAAGAAGAAGGAGAUGGAGAAGCAGCUGAAGAAGGAGAAAGAGGAGCAGGAGAGAAUGGAGAAGAAGAAAGCCAAGGAGGAAGAGCGCCUGAAGAAGCAAGAGGAGCUAGAAGCCAAGCAGGAGGAGAAAAAGAAGAAGCAAGAGGAGCGCAUCAAGCAAGAAGAAGAGAAAAAACAGAAGGAAGCCGCUGAGCUUUCAAAGAAAUCCAAGCAGUCUCAAGUCUUCAAAAACUUCUUCAGCGUCCAAGCUCAAGCUCCAGUCAAGAAGCCGGAGGUCAAGGGGUGGUUUGCCCCCUUUGAGGUCAAGUCAGACCAGGUCCUGGCACCGUGCCGACGAGUAAAUCCAAAGGAUCUGGACCUGGAGCAGGUCAACAAACAUCUUGAGGCACCAUCAAGUGGUAGCUUGUACCUUGAUGAGCUGAAAUCUGGAAAGUUCAAACCACGCAAAGAUGUCCGCACUCCUGGGCCUGCAAGAGCUGCACAAGAAAGUUCCAGUAGUAUGGAUGUUGCUGGACCAUCCAUACCAGAAGACGUUCCAACGUCCAAGAAGAAGAAGAAGAGGCAGCCCGAAGGACCCAAGAAACCUGAUGGACUCAAGAUGAAAAUGCUGCAGUUCCAUGAGAACUAUCGACCUGCCUACUACGGGACAUGGCAGAAAGAGACGUCUGUCGUCGCAGGACGCACUCCCUUCAAGAAGGAUACGGAUACCUUUGACUAUGAGGUUGAUAGUGAUGAUGAAUGGGAAGAACCAGGAGAAAGCUUGUCUAAUUCAGAGGGUGAAGAUGAGGAUGGAGAUGCAGAUAGUGAUGAUGAGGAAGAGGAUGGAUUCUUUGUUCCCCAUGGUUAUCUCUCAGCCGGUGAAGGAGGGGAGGAUGAUGAGGAUACUGACAAUCUCAAGGCUCGGCAGGCGGCCAAGGCUAAGGCGUGGGACAACGAAAUAAAACGACGCUGCGAGGCCCUCAAACCAAUGAUCAUCACCUUCAUCCAGGUGGCAUCGACCAACAAGACGCGUCAGGACGAGAGGAAGAAGCUUGAGGCCUACCAGGCCAUGCCUCUCACCAACCUUCCAAUCGCGACUAGCUUCACCAAGCGAGAGAAAGCCAAGGGUAAAGAGGAGAGUAGCAACGCUAUGGAGGGAGAGGGUGCUGCUGCUGGAACCCAGAGGCUUGGUGGUCGCAUGGGCAACAAGCUAAAGCCAGUCCCUGAAGAAGCUAUGCCAGAACUUAUGAAUCUAGUACAUGGUAACAUGGCAGGGAUCAAGUCACUGAUCCGUGAAUUCAGGGACUACUGGCGCCGUAAGCAGCACCGCCUGGAGUCAUCAAGCCCCGGAGCCGGAGCACCUGCUGCUGCUUCUCCUGGGGAUUCACCAUCUCUUGCUGCAGGAGACCAGGAGGCUGCCAGAGAGUCUCCGGUCGGAGAAGCAGGAUUGGCUCCAGGUCAGGAUACUAGUCCUAGUCCAGUUCCAGGAUCCACCGGUACUCCAUCGCCGCAGUACCUAGACCACAUUGGUCAUGUCAUAUCUAAACGACAGCUGGACCUCAAGAUCAAUUACAUUGCUGUGAGGGAGAGACGUCCACAGCAUUUCAAGCGCAUCUGCUGGUACGUGCAUGACCGCUUCCUGGAGAAAUACAAACUGACCGAUUUGCCUGUUCCCACUGCUUGGGUGAACGGUGUGGGGAUGAGUGAUGGACAGUCGUCACCACUGCCACCAACUAACAUAGCAGCUAGGCCAGCUGCAGCUCUACCCAAACCUGUAGUGAGUAAACCUGUACCGGCAAAGGUACCUAAUCUGUCUGAGGUUGGUACUGUCAGUAGCUUGCUGAAGGCAUCGAAGGAACAUCGGGCAGCUCUGGCGAAGCAGCAUAUCUUCAUCCCAUCGAACACAAUGCCUUCGGCUUUCAACAAUGUGGUUGGUGUGUCAAGUGCCUCGGGUACCUUGCACCUCCAGGGGGGUACCCAGUUCCAGAGUACCCCUUCUAUCAGCUACAUUCCACAGGGAAGUACCCUUGUGCAGCCUGGACUUGUACCCUUUCAAGUAAUGCCAAUCCAGAUGCAGCAAGCCAUCAACCCAGCAGCUUUCAACAUGAGUAACCUCCUGCAACAGGCUGCAGCCUCCAGUCUUCUGGCAAACAUGCAUCAUACAUCGGCACUUGGCAACACUCUUGCCCAACCACCCAACACCUUUGUCCAACCACCCAAAACCAAUGUCCUCCCAAACACUAAAGGUGUUCCACAGAAUAUGCCAGGGGUUGCACAGAACACUAUACGACAAGACCUUACUAGUGUGAAGCUGAAGCACUCUGCCCCCAUCUUAAAACCGAACGUCAGAUCUCCUCCACCUGGAGGUGUAAAACUAAACAGCUCUGCAGAUGGGUCCGCUGGAAGUGCGCCCUCUCUGCCAUCCAUAAAGAAGGUUUCCCCACAACGUCUCAAUUCAGCUAUUGCCAAGCUCUACGAGUCCAAUAACUUGUCAGAGAGCAAGGAGAAAACAAGCCCGGCUCCUGUCAAGAAAACCAAAACCCUUGCUAGCUUCUUCAGUGUCCAGAACCCCAAGAAAUCUGACAACAAACCCCAAGAAACUCCCUCAGAAACUCAGAAAGAGUGAAGAAACAGCCCCUAUACCCUUUUCUUAUCAUGUUUGAUACUGUAACAUGUUGUUCCUGUAUUUCUAGUACAUGUAUGUUCGAAAUAUUAGCGAGCAGAUAGAUUAGACAUACCAGUUCCUUAGAAUGUCCUUUUUGUACAUGCCGUCCUGCAGAGAGGUAGAAGGGUAUUGACUCUAUGUGAAAGUUCUUUGCUAAAGCCCCAUCUGGCUCUCAACGGACGAUAUCCAUUUUCAUUAUAAUUGAAAAGAUGUACCCCUCCCUUCCCCUACCCCGUUUAACUGUUCCGUUUUGGUUUAGCUUUUGUUCCUAGUAUGUUUAGUGUAUUGUGUUAUGUUAUGAAUACAUCUGCUAUUCACUUAAAAUAAGUUCUGUUACUAUAUGUUGGCAUGUUUUUGUUUAUGAGAUUUCAUUUCUUUUGGUGUCUUCUUGAGUAUUAAACUGUAAAUUGCUUUUAAUUCUCUCUCUCUCAAUUCCAUUAGUAUGGCAUCUACUUCUUACUUGCUCCGUUUGUCCCUCUCAAUUUGAAACUUUAUUUUCUUUCUUUCUCUUUCACCCAAACAUAUCAUUUACAGUCAACCUGUUUAUAGCGACCACCCAAGGGAAACACAAAAAGUGGUCUUUGUAGACAGGUGGUCUUUAUAGACAGGUGGUCACUAAAGCAGGUUUGACUUGUAUAUAUAUAUAUUUUUGUUAAAGAAGAUUAUAUUCUGAGUCUAAUAAUGGCUGUCAUGGUCAUUCAUACAUUUUGUACUUUCAUAUAUACUUUUACCCAAUUGGAAAGUUUCUCUCUCUUUCUCUCUAUCAUGAUGUAAAAUAAACAGAUUCAACAAAACAUUCAGUUUCAUAGAGCAUAGUUUAUUCAAUAUCUUCUACAAAUAUUUAUUGCCUACAAGUUUAAACAAAAGAUUUAUUUGAAUGUAAAGUACUCUUUUUUGGCAGCUCAAGGUAUGUCUAUAUGAAAUACAUGUACUCACCUCUCAAAAGUUAUUUGUACGUAUGAAAGGGGGUUUCCGGAUGCUAAAGAACAAAAAUAAAGCUGUCACUUUUUGAUUUAACGAAAAAUAUGAAUCAAAUAGCACUAAACAUCAUCAUAAAUAUUUGUAAUUUAUGAUAUAGUCCAACACGAGUGACAAAAAUGAUGAAAUGUUGUAUGUGACCUUCAAAUUACUGUCAGAGGGAAAACACAUCUGUCCAGACACAAACAAUUUCACAGAGCUUAUGUAAUGUAUGUAACCUUUACAUACUUGCGCCUUGUAUUUUUAAGAGCUUUUUCUCUCUUUGCUUCCAGGAUAUGGUAUGAAAUAACGUGUACCGGUAUUACAAGAGAACAGACAGAUUGGAAAGUAAUAAAGUAAUGAACUGAAUUAUGAAUACGCAAUAUAGUACGGUUACCUGAUUGACUACAAUCAGCCAGCAAAUCAAUUGAAUUAUUCAGAUGGUGCCAUAUUUUAAAUCCGUUCGAAUUUGUUGUAUUUCUACUUUACUAUGCCAUUACCUCUGAGUAGGUACAUAUAUAAAAAUAAUGAUCAUAAUAAAUACAUGUAUAUACAUUAUUUUUUUCUAACUUUGUUUAGAAGGCAGCUCAUUCAUUCUCCCCUUUUCACAGUGUACACAUUAGCAAUGUAAAAGUAGACUCGUAGUUACAUGACAAAGUAUUGCAGAAAUCUCUGAAAUAAUUCUAAAGCAAAGACAUAUCAAAUGUGCUUUCUUUUACACAGAAGACAAAUCUUUUGAAAAAGUAGGUUAAAGGAAGGAAAAGUGACGAUAUUAGAGCGGAAACAGAAUUACUGAACAUAUGUAAUUGUUGACAUUUUGCAGAGGUGAAAUGCUGCAAAACAAUAAAGUAAGAGCCCUUUAAGGUCUGCUGUUUGGCUAUUAUCCGAGGAAUGCCUGGCUGAAUGAUUAUACACACAACUGAACAGAUUCCUAUACUAUGAAAAUAUUACACUAUAUGGAAGUGUAAUAAAUAUUGAAUAGUAUGUUUAUGUAGAACAUAAUAUGCACAAAGAAGAUGACAAAUAAAUUCUGAUCCGUUUCUUGUGGA
Molecule: messenger RNA, 5870 nt
Organism: Strongylocentrotus purpuratus (purple sea urchin)
Lineage: Eukaryota; Metazoa; Echinodermata; Echinoidea; Camarodonta; Strongylocentrotidae
Gene: chaf1a
Product: chromatin assembly factor 1 subunit A
Exons: 12
Coding region: 73-3825 (1250 amino acids)
Biological process (GO): nucleosome assembly
Cellular component (GO): CAF-1 complex; nucleus
Source: RefSeq, a predicted model, not a curated record